Molecule: messenger RNA, 354 nt
Organism: Prorocentrum cordatum
Lineage: Eukaryota; Dinophyceae; Prorocentrales; Prorocentraceae
Source: the annotation of a GenBank genome assembly
AUGACCUGCUCCGAGAAGUUCCUGUAUUGGUGCUUACAGAGCACUGUGGGCUUCGACUCCAACGACAACGCGGCGCCCGCGAGCUCUCCGAAGGACAUCCUCGUUGCCGAGUGCCCCGAAUGCAAUGGCGCCGCCAACACGGAAACUUGCCCAACGAAGGUGGUUCGCUUGUACGAUGCUGCUCCAGAGGCGGAGCCGACCUCGGAGCUCGACAAGACGUCCGUUGCGGUGUCAGUGCCGCUCGGAUUGGUGUUCGCUCUCACCGCUAUGGGUGGGGUCAUCGGCGUCUCCCGACGCCGCGCGUCCAACCAGCCAGUGCUCGUGGAGGACGAGCAAGAUCUGCUGCGCGAGUGA